This is a messenger RNA of Melampsora larici-populina 98AG31, 2391 nucleotides long. RefSeq lists its product as uncharacterized. The record is from RefSeq and is a predicted model, not a curated record. Gene Ontology annotation, biological process: ribosome biogenesis. Gene Ontology annotation, cellular component: nucleus. The coding region runs from base 496 to 2391 and encodes 631 amino acids. Lineage: Eukaryota; Fungi; Basidiomycota; Pucciniomycetes; Pucciniales; Melampsoraceae. The transcript is spliced from 6 exons. Gene Ontology annotation, molecular function: nucleic acid binding; ATP binding.
CAAAAUGGCCGACUUAAUCUUCAACUUUGAUACCAAUUCAAAUUCAAAUCAAACCAUCACAUCAUCAAUCAAAUCUACACCUGGAAAUUGGACUCAUAAACUUAAACAGAAACGUAAAGCUAAACUAAUCAACAAAAAACAUAAUAAAUCAACCGAAACUCAAUCAAAUCAAAUCAUCAAUGAAGAACCUACAAAUUAUCAUGAACCAACGAUCAAUCAUAAACAUUCUUUGGAUUCGAGAACAAAUGACGAUCCAGUUCCAGGAAAGAGACUACGACAAAAUCUCAUAAAGAAUCAACAAAUCCCCCCAACAAACUUCAAUACAUUUCCUCAUUAUUCUCAUCGAUUAUCAUUCCGACAAUCUCGAAUUCCGAAUCUGAAGAACCUGUAACACUUUACGCACCUUCAAAUGCUUCAUUAUCAGAAAUCCAGAUCACUUCAUCAUCUUUAAAUUUACAUCCCCAAAUCAGUCAACAUAUCUCAACUCAUUCAAAGAUGGGACCCAUCACUUCACCUACUGGCAUUCAAUCGAUUUCUUGGCCUCUUUUAACUUCUUCUAUUAAUCCUUUGACUAGAGAUGUUAUUAUUCAAAGUCAAACUGGUAGUGGAAAAACUUUAGCUUAUUUAGUACCUAUCAUUCAAGACCUACUUUGUUUGUCUACUUCAGAUUCAAAUAAAAGAUUGACCCGAGAGAUUGGAACGAUGGCUAUGAUCUUGGUACCUACAAGAGAAUUGGCAGAACAGGUGACAAAUGUGGCCAUCAAUUUAUUUAAAACCCCUAAACUUAAUCCACGGUGGCUUGUUCCAGGAACCGUUCAUGGUGGAACCAAUCGAACGCACGAGAAAGCUAGGUUACGACGUGGUGUACCUUUACUUGUCUGUACACCAGGAAGGUUAUUGGAUCAUCUUGAAAAAACUGCAGCCCUUCGCGGGGAUCAAUCUUCGGAUCCUAAUUUGAGCUUACGGUGGUUGGUAGUGGAUGAGGCGGAUAGAUUGAUGGAUAUGGGGUUUGAAGAACAAAUGAAGGGUAUAUUGAAACACUUGGCAGAUCGUGAAACAAAGGCUAUCUCAUACUGGGAACGCAAAAGACAAACUAUCAAUCGUGCAGCUCGUCGAACAGUACUGUGUAGUGCCACAAUGCCCGAUGGGGUUAAGAAAUUAGUCGGAAUGACUCUUAACGAUCCUAUUUCUCUCAAGUCAGGCGAAUCUAAUCAAGAUCAAAAUCAGGCAAAAGACGAUAAUCCGAAUGCCCCCAACACCUUCUCAGCUCCUUCUCAACUCACUCAGCAUUACGUUGUGACUCCUCCGAAGCUCAGACUGGUUUCCCUUAUAGCACUUUUACGUCAAAUCACUUCAUUAAAGCAGAUACAUGUCGCUGAGAAAGUCUUGGUGUUUAUGAGCUGUACAGCUUCAGUCGAUUUCCAUUUUGAAGCGUUUGGCGGACUGACGAUGUCUAGAGGACCUGAACCUGAUGAUGUGGUUGAUUCGGAAGACAAGGAUGAUGCAGCUGGCACACAACCUAUUCUCAAGAGCUGUCCACUCCUUCCCGGAACGAAGAUAUUUAGAUUACAUGGUAAUUUAGAUCUUCAAACUCGUUUAUCAUCACUUCAAGCCUUUUCAAAGCCAAAUGCACCGGACGAUAAAGCGCCAUCGAUUCUAUUUUGUACUUCGCUAGCUGGUAGAGGUUUAGAUGUACCAUUCGUAUCACAUGUGAUUCAAUAUGAUUUACCAACUGAAGGCGGUGUAACAGAAUACCUUCAUAGAGUAGGACGUACAGCACGUGCAGGACAAUUAGGAGAAGCUUGGAGUUUUUUAUUACCUAGAGAAGAAGAAUGGGUAGAAUGGUGUGAAAAAGGUCAAAGUAGAGGUAGUCAAGAAGUAGUGAAGAUUCAACCGAUUGGAGUUGAAAACCUUUUGAAGAAAGGGUUUGGAGGGAAUGAAACAGAGUGGGAAACUCGUGCUACUGAUGUACAGAUGGCUAUUGAAAGAUGGGUUGUUAAAAAUUUAGAUAAUACAUCAUUGGCAUCUAAAGCAUUUAGCUCACAUAUCAGAGCAUAUGCGACACAUCCAUCACAAGAAAAACAUUUCUUUCAUGUCAAGAGUUUACAUUUAGGACAUUUAGCUAAAUCAUUCGGAUUGAGAGAAGCACCUAAACGAAUUUCAGGAUCAUUUUCUACAGAAGAUAUGACCAAACCGAUUAGUAAACGACAGAUGAAAUUAGCUAAUAGAAGGAAUCGAACUGCUAUUAUUGAAGAAGAAGAAGAUGAAGAAGCGGAAGGUAAUGAGAGUAGGUUUGUUAGUUUAAGUCAGUUCAAACAUAAGAAAAAUGGAAAUACAUUGAAAGGGCCAUUAGUCAAUGGUGCUGAUGAGUUUAAUAUUGGAGGUUUUUGA